This is a messenger RNA of Colletotrichum spaethianum, 258 nucleotides long. RefSeq lists its product as uncharacterized. The transcript has a single exon. The record is from RefSeq and is a predicted model, not a curated record. NCBI's taxonomy places the organism in Eukaryota, Fungi, Ascomycota, Sordariomycetes, Glomerellales, Glomerellaceae. Bases 1 to 258 code for a protein of 85 amino acids.
AUGAACAAGCAAUCAGAGAAUCGAGACGCCGCCGCGAACUGCAUGCCUCCUGCUGCUGAUGCUGCUGCUGCUGCGCUGCGCCGCGCCGGCGUUGCUUCGGAUUGGAGUGGAGCGGGAUAUCUCUCGCCAGCCCAGCGAGAGCCAAAGCCUCGAGGCAGCGAGCGAGCCACUGAGACGCCAGGUCCGAGGCAGCAGACCGCCAAGCGCAGCACUGUGCCGUUUGGCAGGUUGCCCCCCCACCACCACAAGCUUAGCUGA